AUGGAUGCAUUGGGUGAUAACGCUCGAGCAAGAUUAGUGACAUGGUAUGUCAAUACGCAAUUGAGGGAAUAUAGGCAAGUUUUCAGGGGAAAUGACGAAGCUGGAAGCCUGGAUAAUAUUGGUAGAAGAUACAGUUGGUUCAGGAGAAUGCUAAAGACAUUUGAGGAUGAACAUGCAGGAAUAUUUCCUGCUGGGUGGAGAGUCAAUGAGGUUCUGGCAAAUGCCUUCUGUGAAGGUACCAGGGAUGAUUUCAAGGGCAUUUUGGAGCGGAGCAUGCGUCGAACAGAUGGAGGUAGGAUAGACGUCAAUCUGCUCUUGAGUUGCCUUCAGGAGACUAUGGAUUUUGAGCAAAGUCUCGAGAAAAGAUUCGCUACAGGGGCAAGAGCAAGUAUCGAUACUCUAAGCUCUCUCGAAGAUAAACCCCUGACCUUUCAUGGGUCUAUAUCCGAGGCUUUUGAACCGUAUCUCAGUCUCUGGGUUGACUCACAAGACAAGCAACUCGCCACAAUGAUACCCAAGUACCGAAUUCAGCCACUACUAGCAGCUGAUGAAGAAUUCUCCCCACAGGCCGUGAUUCCGUCAUCCAUCGAACUGUUUCACUUCUACAAGACAUCCUUGGCUCAAUGUGCUAAGCUGUCAACCAGUGAACGGCUUCUUGACUUCUCGAAGAUCUUAGCUAAAUACCUCGAUCAAUAUGCUCAGCAGGUUCUACUAUUCUUCUUACAAGGAGCAGGAGGACCUAGUCUUGAACAUACGAUCCUUGUUCUCAACACAGCAGAUUACUGGCACGCGAAUACUCAGCAAUUAGAAGAUAAUCUGAAAAGGAGAAUCGAUAGUGACUUGGCAACAAAAGUGGACUUAUCGUCACAAUCUGAUACGUUUAUGGGAGUUGCCAGUGCGGCAGUUCUAUCAUUGGUAAACAGAGUUGAAGUUGAUUGCGAAGGAUCAUGGCGUGAGAUGAAAAAUACGAAUUGGAGCAAAAUGGAAAGCGUGGGAGAUCAAAGCAGUUAUGUGGCAGAGUUGUUGAAACAUGUCAAUGAUCAAGCAGGAAAAAUUCUACCCUUGGUGGCGAAACAGCAAUAUGCGCGUGCAUUCUGUGAUAACGUUGUCGAGCAUUUGGCAAAUACAUAUAUCGCGAACAUCGUUCAAUGCCGGCCUGUAUCCGAGGUAGGCGCCGAACAGAUGUUACUAGACAAAUAUGUCUUAACCAAAGGAUUAACAGCUCUGCUCACUCAUUCCCCAUCUCCCUCAUCAGCCACUGCAAAUACUGCAUUUCAAAAACGUGUGAAUAACAUAAUGGCUCGUCUCGACCCGCUCCUGAAGACGCUACAGGUCCGCCCAUCACCACCAGAGGGACUGGUCCAAGCAUAUCUAAUUCACAUCGCCGAUCGUAGCGAUACGAACUUCCGGAAAAUUCUAGAAUUGAAGGGGGUCAGGAAGCAAGAUCAGCCUGCAUUAGUUGAAAUGUUCGGUAUGCAUAGGGAUGGUAAGACUAACGAGCACCUGGUGCAAAACUCACCUCUUCUCACGCCACUUAUGAAUGUCGCGGGACUUAGCAGCACAGGUUUAGGAAUUGGAACACCUAGUGGCAUGCCAGGACUACAGACACGAUUUGACCCCGCUGGUUUUGGAGAAAAGCUGUUUAGUGCGGCAAGGGAUAGUAUGGGAACUGGAGGGGUUGGUGACAGAGGAGUAAGCCCUUUGGGCGAGGAUGCAAAGGCUGCCAUGGAAGGAAAUUUGAAGAGUAUUGGAAAGUUCUUCAGGAGAGAUAUGACUGGGUUUGGUGGGAUGAAUAUAGGGGGAAGGUUUGGUGCCAAAAAAGACGCUCUUAAACGGACUUUGAGGGCAAGUGGUUCGGGUGUUUCGAUUGCGGCUGCUGCGUGUAUUCAACAGAAGAAUACGGUAAAAAGUAAUAGCACCAGCUUGCUUGGAAGAAAUAUAGAGAGAAGGAUGCAUAUUAUUGGCUCCGGCCCGGCGGCUCACACUGCUGCUAUUUAUCUUGCGCGGGCGGAAUUGAAACCUGUGCUCUAUGAGGGUUUCCUAGCAAAUGGUAUUGCUGCCGGUGGACAGUUGACUACCACUACUGAUGUAGAGAAUUUCCCCGGUUUCCCCAAGGGAAUUGGCGGGCAAGAACUUAUGGACAACAUGCGCGAACAAUCCGAACGAUUCGGCACUGAAAUUGUUACCGAAACAGUCGCAAAAGUAGACCUCUCCAAACGUCCUUUCAAGUACUGGACCGAAUGGGACGAUAAGACAGAACACACAGCCGACUCUAUUAUCAUCGCUACUGGUGCAUCGGCUCGCAGACUCGGUCUUCCAGGUGAGGAUAAAUACUGGCAAAAUGGUAUCUCGGCCUGCGCAGUCUGUGACGGAGCCGUCCCAAUUUUCAGAAAUAAGCCUUUGGUAGUUAUUGGUGGUGGAGAUAGUGCCGCGGAAGAAGCCAUGUUUCUUACGAAAUACGGGUCUCAUGUUACGGUUCUGGUCCGAAAAGAUCAUCUACGCGCGUCGAAAACGAUGGCUAAGAGAUUGCUUGCCAAUAAGAAAGUCACUGUCAGGUACAAUACCGUUGGAGGCGAAAUUACUGGUGAUGAUAAGGGUUUGAUGACCCAUAUGAUUUUCAAAAACCCCACUACUGGAGAGGAAGAGAAGGCAGAGGCCAAUGGAUUAUUUUAUGCCGUCGGACAUGACCCAGCUACUGCAUUGUUCAAGGAACAAAUCGACACGGAUUCUGAGGGCUACAUUGUCACCAAGCCCGGAACGAGUUACACAAACGUGGAGGGAGUUUUCGCUGCCGGUGAUGUUCAAGAUAAGAGAUAUAGACAGGCUAUUACCAGUGCUGGAUCUGGAUGUAUCGCAGCUCUCGAGGCCGAAAAAUUCCUCGCCGAGCAAGAGGACACGGAGAAUGAUUUGGAGAAGGAGAAUCAAGCUGAGAAGGGUAGCAAUGUUGUGGUACCUGAGUAUAGAUCUAACCCUUUGCUUUAA
Messenger RNA from Sclerotinia borealis F-4128, 2982 nucleotides. Lineage: Eukaryota; Fungi; Ascomycota; Leotiomycetes; Helotiales; Sclerotiniaceae. The record is from the annotation of a GenBank genome assembly.